ACUCCGACCUUUUGUGUCACUACGAGAGACGCGUGCAGUUUGCACUGACCGGAGUUUGUAGUAUCGUAGUUACUAUGUUGGCAUGAGGAUCAAGUCUCGUGAGUAGCGGUGGAACCAACGUGCUGAUUAUGCCUAGAUAAACCAACGCAACUCCCUGACACUUUGUGUGAUAAUGGCAUGCGAUGGUUCGAUUGACGAUUUUCCGGACAAAGUGUUGUUGACCGGAUCACCGUCGUCAUGCACGUGCAUCAAUACGUGCAAAACCCACAACAGAAGAAGUAGCAGAGUGAGCAACAUCAGUGUGGUUUUCCUCGGCUUCUUUAUUUUGUCUCUGUCUCUGCACGUUAUCACGCUGCUGUGCUACCUGGAUCUCCGGUCCGAAGUGAAGCGGGAGAUUUCUCAGCGGAGAGGAGUGGACGAAAAGUUGACCCUCGGUGGAACGGAUGUGACCGACCCGUUGAUCCCCUCCGAUCACCGUGUGAUGGACCCCGGCGCCCGGGCACAGGGUCACGAGGAGAGGUUGCUCCACAGACAGCCGGAUGGCCACCCCACCAGACCCCCCACAGCCCCAGGGGACAGCAGCAGUAUCCCCAGACAGCUGGAUGGCCACCCCACCAGACCCCCCACAGCCUCAGGGGACAGCAGCAGUAUUCAUAGACAGCUGGAUGGCCACCCCACCAGACCCCCCACAGCCCCAGGGGACAGCAGCAGUAUUCAUAGACAGCCGGAUGGCCACCCCACCAGACCCCCCACAGCCCCAGGGGACAGCAGCAGUAUUCAUAGAGCCAAACGGAGCCCAAGGAAACAAUCUGACUCAGAAUCAACUGAGAAACGGAAAGAAACGGAAAGAAGAAAGAAAGGAAGGAAGAGGUCUCCUCCUGGAGCUCAGGGCUCCCCCGGUCCACCUGGUUCCCCAGGCCCCCAGGGGCCUCCAGGUAUUCCUGGUAUCCCUGGUAUUCCUGGUAGUAACGCUGUGGGCCCCGCUGGACCUCCUGGUCGCCCCGGAGCACAGGGGCCCCCCGGGCUGACGGGAGCGGCAGGAUUCGUCGAUAAAACCAAAACAAGAGACUUCCAGCCUGCUGUGGUUCAUCUACAAGGACAGGAAACCACCAUUCAGGUUAAGGAAGACCUGUCUGAAGGUGUCUUGAGGAACUGGAAGAUGGUGUCGAUCCACCACCGUGUCUUCAAGAUGCACUCUCGCUCCGGACAACUGGAGGUCCUACUGGACGGCAUCUACUUCAUAUAUAGUCAGGUAGAAGUGUACUAUCUCAACUUCACGGACAUUGCCAGCUACGAGGUGAUGGUAGACUCCACCCCCUUCCUGCGUUGUACCUGCAGCAUGGAGACUGGGCAGAGGAAGUUCAACACGUGCUACACGGCGGGGGUCAGCCUGCUGAGGGCGGGACAAAGGAUCUCCAUCAGGAUGGUCUAUGAUGACACGCUGAUCAGCAUGACCAAUCAUACUACGUUCCUGGGGAGCGUCAGGCUGGGGGAUUCCCCCUGACCAUGACCAAUACGGCACAACUUCCUGGGGCUCCCUGACCAAUCACACCUCCUUCCUGGGACUUCCUGACCAAUCAUACUAUGUUUCUGGGGAGCGUCAGGCUGGGGGAUUCCCCCUGACCAUGACCAAUACGCACAACUUCCUGGGGCUCCUUGACCAAUCACACCUCCUUCCUGGGACUUCCUGACCAAUCAUACUACGUUCCCGGGGAGCGUCAGGCUGGGGGAUUCCCCCUGACCAUGACCAAUACGGCACAACUUCCUGGGGCUCCCUGACCAAUCACACCUCCUUCCUGGGACUUCCUGACCAAUCACACCUUCUUCCUGGGGCUCCCUGACCAAUCACACCUUCUUCCUGGGACUUCCUGACCAAUCACACCUCCUUCCUGGGACUUCCUGACCAAUCACACCUCCUUCCUGGGACGUGUCUGUAACGACUGUCUUCGGGUGAAAGAGAGGAGGACCAAGAUGCAGCGGGAUAAUCCAUAUUUAAAACUUAAACACCGAACAAAAACACCAAACCGACAAAAAAGGAACGAAGACGAUAGAGUCCCGUAGCGUGAACACUAAACACAGGAACACAGGAACAAUCACCCACAAAAUACCCACAGAAUAUGGCUGCCUAAAUAUGGUUCCCAAUCAGAGACAACGAUAGACAGCUGCCUCUAAUUGAGAAACAAUGUAGGCAACCAUAGACGUACAAAAAACACCUAGAUAGGAAAACGCCCCCCAUAAACAUACAAAACCCCUAGACAGUACAAAAACACAUACACCACCCUUGUCACACCCUGACCUAACCAAGAUAAUAAAGAAAAGAAAGAUAACUAUGAAGGUCAGGGUGUGACAGUGUCAGGCUGGGGGAUUUCCCCCUGGCCAAUACGGCACCACUUCCUGGCGCUCCCUGACCAAUCACACCUCCUUCCUGGGACUUCCUGACCAAUCACACCUCCUUCCUGGGACUUCCUGACCAAUCACACCUCCUUCCUGGGACUUCCUGACCAAUCACACCUCCUUCCUGGGACUUCCUGACCAAUCACACCUCCUUCCUGGGACUUCCUGACCAAUCACACUACGUUCCUUUUUGGAGUGUCCGGCUGGGGGGGGGGGGGGAGAGAGACUCCCACAUCAGCACAUCACUAAGUAGUACAAUCAAUCUUGAUCUCCACUAUAAAAAGCAUCGAGACAUUAUCUCUCAUUUCUUUUAGACUAAAAUGUAGUUUUCAACAGUGGACGUUUGUAUAAAACUUUGUCUCUCUGACAUUUGCAACAUUGUUUCAAUAUUCAAAUUGGAUCUCCAUCUGUCCCAUAGUAAUGAAUGUGUCAGGAGUCGGGAUGAGACAGACAGUCAGGCAGCAUUUCUUAACCAGUGGAAAUCAUGAAUCCGCAUCAUUUUUAUGGAUGUAUACGAAGAAAUGUCAAUUGAAAAAAGAUCAAGUGAAAUGAAGUGCAGCUAGUUUUUCAGUCUUUCCAGCUUCAGUUUGUAGUGAUUGUGUUGUUGGCUGUGUUGUUGGCUGUGUUGUUGCCUGUGUUGUUGCCUGUGUUGUUGCCUGUGUUGUUGCCUGUGCUGUUGGCUAGCUCCUCUGAACAACAGUGUCCAGACGCCUCACUAUCUCAUUGUUAUGGAUGUAUACAAAUAAAAUGCCACUAGAAAUCA
This is a messenger RNA of Oncorhynchus kisutch (coho salmon), 3157 nucleotides long. RefSeq names its product ectodysplasin-A. Lineage: Eukaryota; Metazoa; Chordata; Actinopteri; Salmoniformes; Salmonidae. The transcript has 8 exons. Gene Ontology annotation, molecular function: death receptor agonist activity; tumor necrosis factor receptor binding; death receptor binding. The coding region runs from base 173 to 1504 and encodes 443 amino acids. Gene Ontology annotation, cellular component: membrane. The record is from RefSeq and is a predicted model, not a curated record. Gene Ontology annotation, biological process: immune response; animal organ development.